CAUACGAUUAGAUUCAAAUGAAAUUUGUGAAACAAGUAGUUGGGUCUUUUGAACGUUAUAUUUAAAGCACAAAAUCGUUUAAUAUGCUUCUCAUAUCUUUGGUCGAUAUUUUAUUCCCUUGUAUAAGCUAUACUGAAAAUGGCUGAAGAUAAAGCGAAAGAAGAUUUUGGUCACAUUUUGACUAAAUUAAACCGAAGGUUCGAAGUUCAACUUGUGAAAUGGGAGGCAGAUUCGAAAAUUUUUGAUAUCAAAAUAAGAACACAAAUACCAAAAGACAACGAAGACUUCAACACGUUAUGCGAUGAAUGGGUAGAUUUAUUUUCACAAAUUACGGAUACCGUUUGGGCCAAAAAGACUUCAAAUACUGGACCAAAAAUCAGAUUUAGAAAAUUAUAUCAAUGUUGGACCGGAGAAGGGAAAAUAAUAAAAAAGGAGUUAUUAUUUGAUCGUACUAGGUGCAAAGGAAGUUUAGAUUUGAAAGUUUUGUCAGACAAUCCUCUCUCGAAGAGAAAAAGUAAACACGUCAGAAAUGGAAUGAAUCUAGUAAUUAAAGCAACUUUUCAACAUCUACACUCUGUGGAUACAUCAGCUACAAAUGCGUUUUUUGUACAUCAGUGCUGCCCUCAACAAAAUAUUCCUCCACCUCCUAUUCAGCCCAAUAUUAGACUUCCUCAACUAGUAGCGAAUAUGUUAAAUAACGGACCCGAAGUAUCUAGAAAAGCAGCUGAAAAAGCUGAAAAAAUAAUGGCAAAACUCAAUGAAACAAAUUCCUUAAAUCCCGAAACUCCAAGCCAACUCAUAGUAAACUACGAGGGAAAUAUUCAACAACAAAAAACCCAGCAGCCUAUUUGUAUUGAGGUAGUAGGUAAUACUACCACCUUUGAUCAGGCGGAACCCGUAAAAUUAGAAUCUCAGUUAAAUGAUCAGCAUUACACCCAGUAUGUUGUUAAUGCCCCACAAUUUGACGUAACCGAUCAAGUUCUGAUGUAUCAGCCUUUUUUAUUAGAUGUACCACAAUUUAUUUCAUUAACCACCCCAAAUUUAGCACCGCAAUAUUUGCAUCUACCUCCAAAAGUUGAUAUUAAGAAUCACAGUGGAUCUGCUUUGUAAACAGUGACUGGAUAUGUUGUGCAAUUUAUUUUUUAUAUUUAUAUGUGGAAAGAUGAAGAGGAAAAUGGAGAACAGAAUAUAAAUAAUGAUAUUAGUUAGAUAUUAGUCCACGAGAUAAAAUUUUUAAAAAAAUGAAUACUGGAACAAAAAUAUUAAAUAUUAAUUUAAACACAGUUCUACCACAAGCAGUAACAAAUCCAGCUCUUGAGCGUCGUGUCUCAGGGUUGUUCGCAGAAUCCGAAUCAGUGAAGUACUUUAACACCAGGGCUACACCUCCACAAUACAAAAGACCAUAAUGUGAAGUAUUUAAAGAUCCAUUUUAUGGCUUCCCAGUCAGAUACUUUUGGACAAUCCAACACCUCUGAAACUAUACUGACAGUGUAUGAUAAGUCUGGAUGAGUAGUCAUAGUUAGGGCUGGGCAACCUACAGAAGAUAUUUAGAAGUAAUAUUCCGAUAUUGAAUUAUGUUGAAAUAAUUAUUAAGAAAAUAAAUUUUUUAAUCGUUUAA
Messenger RNA from Diorhabda carinulata, 1618 nucleotides. RefSeq lists its product as uncharacterized. The transcript has 2 exons. Lineage: Eukaryota; Metazoa; Arthropoda; Insecta; Coleoptera; Chrysomelidae. The record is from RefSeq and is a predicted model, not a curated record. The coding region runs from base 139 to 1110 and encodes 323 amino acids.